AUGAACGCUCACGUACUCGUGCUCGCAGCCGUCGCCUCGUGCGCCGUAGCCGGUGGUUACGGCGGCGGCGUUGGCGGAGCUGUAGGAGCUGGAGUCGUCGCCGGCGGGGCUGGAGUCGCGCUCGCCGGAGGUCACGGAGGCGGUGGUGGAUACGGAGGUGGGGGCUACGGCGGAGGCAUCGGCCUCGGUGGCGGACUCGUCGGAGGCGGCGGACUCGUCGGAGGCCACGGCCACGGAGCAGUCGUCGGCCACGUCAAGGUGGCCCCCGUCAAGACCGUCUCGUACGUAAAGAAACCCGUCGUGAGCGUGAGCUACGUCACCAAGCCCGUCGUGAGCUACGUCAAGCAGCCCGUGGCCACCGUGUCCCAUACCGUCCAACCCGUCGUAUCCGUGAGUCACGCUGUCGUCAGCACCGGAGGGGCUGGCGUCGGAGGAGGUUACGGAGGCGGCUACGGGGGUGGGUAUGGAGGUGGCUACGGAGGAGGCUACGGAGGCGGCUACGGUGGAGGCUACGGAGGCGGUCUUCACUACGGGGGAGGGCUCGGUUACGGCGGCGGCCUCGGCUACGGUGGCGGACUCGGCUAUGGAGGCCACGGCUACGGAGGCGGAUACGGGGGAGGCCUCGGUUACGGUGGAGGUCUUGGAUACAGAGGUGGUCUCGGGGGUGUCGCGCUCAAGGGUGGGCUCGUUGGAGGAAGCUUGGGAGGCUACGGCGGCGGAUACGGUGGAGGUCAUGGCUAUGGAGGGGGUCUUGGCUACGGAGGAGGUCUUGGCGGCGUCGCUCUCAAGGGCGGAGUGGCGACAGUUGGUCUGGGCGUCGGCCUGAAGGGAGGCUUGGGCGGAGUCGGAGUCGGACACGGCGUCUCCCUGGUCGGUGGUUACGGCGGUGGAUACGGAGGACUCGGAGGUGGUGGUCUGGCAGUCGGAGGGGGCUACGGAGGAGGCCACGGGUGGUGA
Molecule: messenger RNA, 957 nt
Organism: Ixodes scapularis (black-legged tick)
Lineage: Eukaryota; Metazoa; Arthropoda; Arachnida; Ixodida; Ixodidae
Product: glycine-rich cell wall structural protein 1-like
Exons: 3
Coding region: 1-957 (318 amino acids)
Source: RefSeq, a predicted model, not a curated record